GCUUCGAAGGUGACUGUCCCUGUGACCGGCCUCCAACAAACCCCAGCCUGCUUGCCGAUGUCUGUCACGGAUGCAUCCUUUGAGCAAUCAUGUGGUCAUAUUGGUACCACCGCCAAAGAGCAGUGGAUGCAGUUGCCAUCAGCCUUACGGCGCGAUCUGGGUAGCGAAUUUUGCCUGCCUGACCCUGAGUUCCUGUACAAUGUUUGCCUGGAUGACUUGGACCGACAUUCCCUCGUGUCCCACUAUGCAUCGGAUGCUGCCGAACUUGAAUUUUUCACAUCAAUCUUGAAGACUUUGCAGGUUCAGUCUUCUGCUGCUGCUAGCUUGUGUCGAAAGCGGCGUGCUGCAGCGCACCCUUCUUUGCAAUGGCUUGCUGUUUGUAAACAGCCGCGCAUGGUCGAAACUGUCGUGCCGCCAGUAGAUUCCUUGGAGUGGCUUUGUCAUCAUUCUGGUGCUCACAAGCGUGCUCGGAUUCGUGUGCCCAAAAAUUGCCCUAACAGCCGAGCAGAUGCUGAGUUGUCUUCUCAGCUGCGUUGGCAGCGCAAGUUGGCUACUAUUUUGAUAGAUUCUUGCGCGCCUGCUUUAUCCGGAGCGACUGGGCAGACUGGUGAGCUGCGAGCUUUGCGUUUGGCUGGCAACACCCGCAGCAGCACCUUAAAGAAGCAUAUCCAGAUGUGGCACCGAUAUAGCAAGUGGCUGCAUGCAGCCUACCAGCUGCAGUGGCUGACCACUUGUGACAUGGUACUUGACUUUCUUGAGGAACUUGCUGCUCAGCCGUGUGGCAAAACUGUUCCGGAAGCAUUUUGCGCCACGCUGCAAUUCAUGGAAAGAGUGGCUGGUAUCGCCUUGGAAUUUCGUUUAGGGAAGCAAACGGCAGUCCUGCGUACAGUUGAGCAAUUGUCCGCGCAGUUGGAAACCGGUGCGCCCCCAUCUAGGAAGGCCAGACCACAACCUUUGAUUCUAAUCCUGGCUUUGGAACUCUGGGUUAUGAACAUCAGCGCUGCUCGCUACACACGUGCUUUUGCAUGGGCAAAGCUUGUUAAAUUUUGGUCUUCUUCUCGCAGCGACGAUUUGUUGGGUCUGGUCCCGCAGUUGACGGUAUUGAUUGUCUUGACGGCGUCCAGUAUGAUGCAGCUUGCAAACAUUGCUGGCCCCGUGGACAGAAGCCAGGCUGCAUCACCUGACUUGAAGUACCACUUGUCUGAGGUGAAAGUCCCUGUGGAGGUGCAAGCCGCUUUGUUCCACAAAGGCUUUGUGGAUUUGCAGCUUUUUGCCGGGCUGGAUGAAUCCCGCUUGGAAGUGCGCAAUGCUCUUGCUGUUGAAAUUGGCUUAAAGCACGACGAGUGCACCGAUGCCCGCCAAAAUGUUGCCCGGCUAUUAUCUGCAUGGGAAUCUUCUCGUGCGCAGCUGGUGGCUGAGGACAAGAUGAAGGCUGAAAGCAAGCUCGGCCAAACGCCUCGGAUUGUGCAGUGCUCCGAGAUGGCAGCUUUGCGCAAAGCGGUGGAGGCUGAUCUUGGCAAGUUACAGGACGAUGAGGUCCCUGCCAAGUCUCUGAUUGCCACCAAGUUGGAACAGAUUGAAUCUGGCGACCUACGUGCCGAAGACUUACGUGAGGUCCUUUGCGUGGAAGACACAGAUGUUGAUCUCUUUAGUGGCAUCAUUGAGCAUGGCACCGGCAAUCUCAAGAUCAAGCCGGGGAAGGCGAGCAUUGCUAUGCCAUCAACUCCAGAAGAGUUGAGGCUACGACAUCGCCGCAUUGGCAUUGCAUGGCUGAUGGUGGGGUCCAAGCACAAGAACCAAUCCUGGAUCACGCCUGCCUUGUUGGAAGCGUUUCGCCGUUUUUCUGACCAUAUUGUGGGCAGGCACAUUGCAGGUUUUCCGAUCAUGGCCCAGGGAGUGACAAGGCACCCAGCUUGGAAUUUGGUGUUAUCUUAUGAGCUAGAAGUACGCAAAAGGGCUUACAAGCAGCUGCGCGAUGGCAAGCAUUCAUCUUUGCAAGAAGCUUUGGAAGAUGCGUGGAAUUCUGCUGAGCUGAUCAACAAGCAUUUUUUGGUUCCUCUGACUGCAUCUGCUGACUUCUUCAGCACGGCCAGUCACGGUGAGGUGUUUACUGCCCAUGGCAAAGGUGCGCAAUGCUUUGCAGGUCUGCAGACAGUGUUGGACAAGCACACGGACGGGCGUAGACUUCUUUUUGAGUUGGCUUGCAAAAAACAUGUGGACCAGCCUUUCCCUGCAGCACUGGUGAAAGAAGCUAGGGAGGCUGUCAAAGGCAUUCUGAGAAAACAUGGUGCGCAGCUUGAUUUAGAUGCAAUUCCAGAGCGACAGCCUUUCCAUCUUGCUUUGCUUGAAGAGUUUCUGCGUCUCUGCAACGAUCCUGAUGCUUCAGCGUAUUUUUCAGGCAAGGAUUCAUUUGCUGCGGGCGUGUCCUUAGGUGUGAAUCAGAAGAUGCCGCGAACUCCAGCUGUUUUCGAGAAAAAAUGCAAAUGGCGUGCCUAUGACGGGGAAACUACAGCAGCGGAUGUUUUCCGGAACAACUAUCCUGGCGCGGCAGAAAAUGCAAAGGCGAUUGAAGCACAAUUCGUAGAAGAAGCCAAGUUAGGUGAUUUGCGGCAGGUGCUACAGGUGCUGGAGAAGCCGACUUUUGUUUUGACAGCAGACAUCAAGCGCGCGCACAGGCUUGUGAAGAUCAAGCCAGAAGACUGGGGGCUGCAAGCAUGUAGGACAGACGAAUCUUCUUCAUUUGUCUGGCUGAAUACUGUAGGCACUUUUGGCGUUGCGUCAGCUGCAGUACAUUGGUCGCAUCUUUUCAGUGGAAUACAGCGGGCGGUGUACUAUUUAACUGGUACUUUGAAGCUGUUUCUCCUCACCUAUGUUGAUGAUUUGCUGUUCAUUACACAAGGGAAAGCUGCAACGGAUGCAAUUGUAGUUGCUCUUCUGUUUAUGGUAGUCUUGGGCGUUCCCCUCAGCUGGCAUAAGUGCAAGGGGGGCACACAGGUCGAAUGGGUAGGCUACUACGUGGAUCUGGAACAGAAGUCUGUUGGUAUUAGUGAAAAACGUGCAGAUUGGAUUUGCAACUGGGUUGAGACAACUGUGGCAGCAGGCGUGGUGAAAUUGCAUGACUUUUCUGCAGUGCUAGGUCGGCUUUCUUUUGCAAUGGCGGCAAUUGAGCACCUCAGGCCUUUUCUGGGGCCACUGUACGCAUGGUCUGCAGCCCUGGAAAACGUGGUUCAUGCUCGCUUGCCUAAAGCUGUUAUCUACAUCUUGCGUUUCAUUGAACAUAUGCUGAAACAUGGAUGGCGUACUCGCCCAGUGGGACCUCUGCAAGAAGCUCGUAGGGAAUUAUUCAGGGCAGAUGCAAAAGCCGAAGGUGAAGUGAUUUGCAUCGGUGGCUGGGCAAUUGAGGACGGUCCGGAUACAAAAUCAUGUAGAUGGUUCAGUGAAAGGUUGACGCGGUCAAAUGCACCUUGGGCUUUCUUGGCUGGGGAAUCUUUCCGAGCCAUUGCAUCACUGGAAUUGUUUGCCACCUUAGUGAGCCUGGUCCUCUUCAAGCCUGCGUGCUACAAAGGUUCAAUGAAAAUUUCAGCUGGAACUGAUAACUUGGGAAAUACACAUCUCAUCGCUCGGUUGAUGAGCACCAAAUUCCCAUUGUGCGCUAUUUUGAUGGAAGUGGCGGCAGUUCUCAUGGACGGCAAUCAUGAUCUGCAGUUGGAAUGGCUUCCUCGUCUCCAAAACCAGGAGGCAGACAAUCUCACAAAUGAGAUUUUUCACGGUUUCAGUGAGGAUCGCAGGCUGCGAUUUCGUAUGGAGGAGUAUGAAGGUUUAGUCUUACAGGCAAUGUUGAAUUUGUGCAUGGAAUUGUACGAGGACGUGCGGAAAGCACGUGACCGCAAGGUGAGCCAGACCAAGCGGGUGAAGACUGGC
Molecule: messenger RNA, 3921 nt
Organism: Cladocopium goreaui
Lineage: Eukaryota; Dinophyceae; Suessiales; Symbiodiniaceae
Source: the annotation of a GenBank genome assembly